This is a messenger RNA of Mycotypha africana, 534 nucleotides long. RefSeq lists its product as uncharacterized. The record is from RefSeq and is a predicted model, not a curated record. The transcript has 2 exons. NCBI's taxonomy places the organism in Eukaryota, Fungi, Mucoromycota, Mucoromycetes, Mucorales, Mycotyphaceae. Bases 1 to 534 code for a protein of 177 amino acids.
AUGGUGCGAUGUGGAGGGUUUAAAAUCGAAACAGAUAGUACAGGCGAGAUCUAUCAUUGGCUGAAGGCCCUUUUAGAUAGACCGAAAGAAAUGCCUAAACAUUUACCACAUAACAUGUUUUACAGUCUCUCGUCAGAACCGUCACCCAACCGCUUAUAUAAUCCAGAUAGGUUUAUGCAAGAAGAGGAGAUCGCAGACAUUAAUGAGAAAAAUGCGAGCUAUUUAUGGUCUCCAGAUCACACCUUUGCCACGUCUACACCGCUUCGUCCAUCUACAGCAGCCUUCACAGCCCCACAACCCUCUCCUUUACGGCAAACACAACCCCCCGCUAUCCCAGUAACAAGUCAAGAGGAAGAUGAAGAGGAUCUCUUUGGUAGUUUCUCAGGACUCGAUGGGUUGGAUCUGGAUGCAUUAGAAGCAGAUGUAUUGCAACAACGAGCAUCAGAAACAACCGUAGGCGCUUCUACUACUCUUUCUGACAGUAACAAAAGUAACAAACGUAAAUUCAGCCUCUCCAUGGAUAAUGACCUAUAG